UGCUCUGGCAGUUGAUCAGAUAUAUCUGUCUGUUAACCUAGGUGGCUAGUAUUAUGAAGCGUAUGUACCUUGUCUGGACACAAUUUCCCAUCCAAUAAUAUAAACAGGAAUAUCGUAUAACCCAUGCUGCUGCUUAUCAAUAUCUCGAACCAGCCAAUGAGAUCAAGCUGACUUCAUCCGCGGCUAUCAUCAUUUCUUCUCCGCAUCGACUCACCAAUUCAUCCAUCAACACCAUGAAUCACCGACAAUGUCUCGUCCAUGGCAUGGCCACUGGGGAGCUGCUCUUCUCCGAUGUUCCUCUGAGCUUUUGGGCAGGUGUGGAGCCUCAAACUGGACAAAUCGUCGAUCGCCACCAUCCCCUGUAUGGCUGCAACAUUAACGGCCGCAUUCUGGCCAUCCCAUCCAGUCGCGGUUCCUGUACAGGGAGUAUGGUUCUAGUCGAAAUGUUCCUUAAUGGGAAUGCACCGGCAGGUCUCAUCUUUCGCGACAAGGAGCAAAUCAUUACACUAGGGGCCAUCGUUGCAAAGGCCCUGUUUGAUCUUUCGAUCCCUGUUCUUGUCGUUGGGGAUGCCUUUGAUGCAUUACGGAAUCAGAAGUUUGCAGCUAUUUCUGGAGAAAACUUCCAGGCUAGUAAUCAAUCACUACCCAUGUCUCUUCCUUCGCCGCCACGAUCGCCCAGCGAUAUACAACUCACUGCCGAAGAAAAAGACAUUCUCAAUGGUAGCCAAGGACCGGCUGCUCAGAAAGCCAUGGAGAUACUGCUGAGCUUUGCGGACAUGCAAGGAGCCCACCGGCUUUUGGCUGUCACCAGAGCCCACAUCGAUGCUUGUAUAUACACCGGUCCUGCCAGUGUUCGCAUCCCUCAGAAGUUUCUCUCCAUGGGCGCCCGGGUCGCUAUUCCGACUACAUUGAAUGCAAUCUCAAUCGACAGGCGACGCUGGAAAGAGAUAGGAAUGGAUGACAGUCUGGCAACCAAUGCGGGCCAGCUGGUGGAUGCAUACAUGGCCAUGGGUGCCCAGUCCAGCUUCACAUGUGCCCCUUACACCCUAGAGGAUCCUCCGAAAUACGGGCAGGAUAUUGGAUGGUCCGAGUCAAAUGCAGUAGUGUUUGCCAACAGUGUGCUUGGUGCGAGGACACAGAAAUAUCCCGAUUUGAUCGAUGUAUGUAUUGCAUUGACUGGGCGAGCACCAUUGAGCGGGGCGCACUUGGACGAGGGGCGUGUUCCGACCGUUAGAGUUACGAUGAAACUGAAUCAGAUUGACGACUCUGUAUACCCAAUUUUGGGAUAUCUAAUUGGAAAGAUAGUUGGAGGUGACAUUCCACUUGUCUGUGGUCUGGAGCAGAGGAAUCCCCGGAUGGCUGAUCUAAAAGCGCUCGGCGCUGCACUUGCGACAACAGCGUCUGCUCCAAUGUUCCACGUACGAGGAGUGACGCCAGAAGGAAAUCAAUAUGAUGAACUGGAUACAGCCAGGGAAAUAUGUCUCGACAGUGCAGAUCUUGUCGACUGCUGGCAGGAACUCAACACCGCGACAGAUACUUCGGUAGGAUUGGUAUCUCUGGGGAAUCCACAUUUUGCGCUUGAAGAGUUCGAUCAUCUAUCUGGUCUCUGCAAGACUCGUACCAAAAGCCCCGGGGUAAAGAUAGCCAUCACCACCAACCGAGAGGUAUAUCAACAAGCAUAUAAGGCCGGAUUCAUCGACAUCCUCGAGGCAUUCGGUGCUGAGAUCAUCACCGAUACUUGCUGGUGCAUGCUACAAGAGCCUGUCAUUCCACUUGAUUGCCGCAAUAUCAUGACCAAUUCUGCAAAAUAUGCACAUUAUGCUCCUGGAAUGGUGCGGCGGGGCGUGCAUUUUGGCAGUCUAGCGCAGUGUGUAGAGGCUGCAUGCACGGGGACAUUCUCGAAUGGGCCAUCUUGGGAGUUAUUAUAGGCUGUGUGACGAUAGUCCAUGAUUCAAGAGUGUAUCUUCUUUUCUUUCUCAGUCUGAUGUAUUUGGAUGUAACCUCGGCUAGAGCUCUAUCUGGAUGGCAUGUGACUUCAUCGCAUAUCGGUGAGAAGGCGUUGCUACACAAACACAAGCCGUUGAACCAUUCUAGAUGUUGAGACCCUGCAUAUUUAGUGCAACUUGAUGAAGUACUUAUCUCAAUGUAUUCAGGUCGAGGUCUGACGUGAGAUAACAUCUUAGAGCUCUCUCGUUGAGAUUCAAAACGAGUUGGACUGUCUUGACAUGAAAAUCCGCAGCGACCAUCACAAUGUUUUACAAACCUAUCAUCAGUGUCAUUUCGCCAUCUCCUGCGUAAAAAUACCUCGGGGUAUCCCUGAAAAUGUCAAAGCCUUCUAUCGAAAAGCAAGGGAAGCUGUUCGAACAACUGAGGGCAGUGGCGGUUGUGUGCAACAACAAACUAUUUUAUG
This is a messenger RNA of Aspergillus wentii DTO 134E9, 2410 nucleotides long. RefSeq lists its product as uncharacterized. Bases 234 to 1928 code for a protein of 564 amino acids. NCBI's taxonomy places the organism in Eukaryota, Fungi, Ascomycota, Eurotiomycetes, Eurotiales, Aspergillaceae. The record is from RefSeq and is a predicted model, not a curated record. The transcript has a single exon.